This is a messenger RNA of Salvelinus namaycush (lake trout), 3168 nucleotides long. Its product is annotated as protein ABHD15-like. Gene Ontology annotation, molecular function: monoacylglycerol lipase activity; short-chain carboxylesterase activity. The record is from RefSeq and is a predicted model, not a curated record. The coding region runs from base 614 to 2155 and encodes 513 amino acids. The transcript is spliced from 3 exons. NCBI's taxonomy places the organism in Eukaryota, Metazoa, Chordata, Actinopteri, Salmoniformes, Salmonidae.
GUUUCUCUUGCUCACUGCUGUUGAGAUUGAGGAGCGAAGCUUACGCAGCUCUGCAUUCAAUUACUGACAAUUCAAAGGCGCACGUCGAGAACACCAUGUAUCCCGAUUUGGAACGACUUGGAGAGGGGAUGUCCAUGCCUUUCUUGUGGUGAAGGAGAAAACACUUUGCUUAAUUUACCCAGGAAUAGACGUAGAGGAAGGCAGCCCUUCUGGAGUGGAGUGCUUUGUUUUGAAACACAGUAGAGGCGACGGUGGGUAUUCUCCAGUUUACAGUUACGAUCAGCCAUCGAAACUUCUGCUUCAAGAAUCUGUUUUCAAUGAGGAUGGCUUCUGAACUGAAAACGUAAUUAACCAUAUAAGGCUGGAGAUAUCACAGUUGACAUGUUACUGUAGGAAAGAAAGUGGUGACCCUGUUGUGCGCAUUCUGGUUUAUCCCAAAGAAAGCAAGUAGCCUAUAUGGUUACGCGCACGUUGUGCUUUGUGAGAAGAGGACUUCAACCAAACGAAAAUGGCCCGGAUUAUUCUUUGUGCUUUGAUACUAGUUUUGGCUGACUUUAAUUAAAACAUAACUGUAGGCCUAUUGAACAUCCGUGGAAUUGACCACACCGUCCAAAUGCUUGAAUGGCUCGUUGCUUUGUGUAUUGGGAUUCUGGUGGCCGUCAUUUGGCCAGCUUCGAAAUAUUUUGGUACCCAGGGCGAGCCAGACGCACUCCUCCAGGGGCUCGGAAUUUCACGGCGGCAGACGAAGGAGAUGGUCUCAGAGAGGUGCGUCUCAGACCGGGGGGUCCCGGUGGACCGUGCUAAUGCCCAGACAUCGGACAGGGCAGGUGAGAAUAAAGUCCCCGAUGUUGCGCUGAUAUGCAAACCCUCGGCGCUGGCCAACUAUCUCUUCAAACACUGCAGGACUUUCAGCAAUUUCACAGCGUGCACUGGAUGGACUUGGCGGGCGAGUGCGUUUCUUCAGACAUUCUACGGCGCGUGCUGGCCGUACGAGAGCCCGGCGUAUUUCGUGCGGGACUACCUGCAGUUGAGCGACGACGGUCUGGUGGCGCUGGACUGGGCAGUGUCGAUGGCCGGUGCGUCGUACCAGAAACGGAGGAGAACCUCGAGUAAUUCCACGAGCCCCAUCCUCCUCAUCAUUCCCAACUCGUUUGGGAAAAUCACUAGAAAUGUGCUGAAGCUCUGUGAGGUGGCGUUGUCCCACGGCUACCUCCCUGUGGUGUUUAACCGGCGCAGCCACAACGCCACCCCCCUCAGCACCGUCAAGCUGCAGCAGUUUGGCGACCCAGGGGACCUACGCGAGGCCGUGCGCUACAUGCGCUACAGGCAGCCCGUGAGCCGGCUGUACGCGGUGAGCGAGAGCACGGGGUCCGGCCUCCUCCUCUCCUACCUGGGAGAGUGUGGUUCAUCCAGCUACGUGACGGCCGCCGCCUGCCUCUCGCCAGUGUUCCGCUGCCAGAGCUGGUUUGAGAAAGGACCCAUCUGGCCCCUACACUGGGCUCUGGUGACUUACCAGAAGAUAUGCCUCAACAGGUACAGGACAGUGCUGGGUGAGACAGUGCACACCGAUGCCCUUUUCUCAAGCUGUUCCAUGCGUGGCCUGGAGGAGGUGCUGUUCUGCCAGCAGCCAGGCCCUAAAGGAGCCCCGGCCCUAGCAGCGGGCACCAGCAGCAGCAGUGGUGGAGCCUGGGAGGCCUACUGGGAACGCAAUGAACCCCUCCGGGAUGUAGACGAAGUCGCCAUCCCUGUUUUGAGUGUCUGUGCUCAGGAUGACCCUAUCAGAGGAGACCCCCAGUCUACCCUACCCCUGGAACUCUUCGAGAGCAACCCCCACUUCUUCCUGCUACUAACCACCAGGGGGGGACACUGUGGCUUUAACACCCAGGAAGGGAGUGCUUUCUCUGGGGGAGGGACCUUUGGAGGGACACCUGGGACUAGCUGGAGCCACCGGGCCCUGCUGGAGUUCUUUAGGGCCACCACAGACUUCAUUGCGGCAGAGGAGAGGGCUAAGCAGGCUGCCAGACGGAGGGGCCUGGGGGGUAGCAGCCAGGGCAAAGUCUUCAGACAUCGUAGUGUCAGUAGCUGUAAGAGGCUGCCCGCAUGCUCACAUAAUAUACACACUAUCUACAACUGGCAGAGGUCUUAUACACGAUGAGCUGGGUUGAUGAUAUUGGAUAUUAUGGAUGAUAAGGGAUUUAUAUUAUGGAUGAUAAGGGAUUGAUAUUAUGGAUGAUAAGGGAUUUAUAUUAUGGAUGAUAAGAUAUUUAUAUUAUGGAUGAUAAGGGAUUGAUAUUAUUGAUGAUAAGGGAUUUAUAUUAUGGAUGAUAAGGAAUUUAUAUUAUGGAUGAUAAGGGAUUUAUAUUAUGGAUGAUAAAGUAUUUAUAUUAUGGAUGAUAAGGGAUUUAUAUUAUGGAUGAUAAGGGAUUUAUAUUAUGGAUGAUAAGGGAUUUAUAUUACGGAUGAUAAGGAAUUUAUAUUAUGGAUGAUAAGGGAUUUAUAUUAUGGAUGAUAAGGGAUUUAUAUUACGGAUGAUAAGGAAUUUAUAUUAUGGAUGAUAAGGGAUUGUAUCUGCAGCACAAGAAAGCUUUGCAUUUAACGGGCUGAAUAUUAAUCUGUGUGCAGCAGUCACCUGGGUAAUUGAUGGAACAUGGUUUCAUUGACACACACACACACACACACACACACACACACACACACACACACACACACACACACACACACACACACACACACACACACACACACACACACACACACACACUCUCUCUCUCUCUCUCUCUCUCUCAGAAUUUAAGGAUGAACACUCAAAAACACACUACGUGUAAACAGAAAAGCCUGUCCAAAAAUUCCCGUCUGGACACUGGACUGCCAGUAUUUCUCUGAUGAGACAAUCAGAUUCAAGGGGAAACUAUGUGUAAUGAUAUGGUGAUGUUCUGCUGAACUGGGUGGAACCGGUUGGGUUUGUGGCUUUUCACACAUGUUGUAAUUCAAACUCUGACUGGGGUUCAUUGAAUGUAGCUGCAAUCUGCAACUUUGAAUUGGCGCUGUUAGUGACAUGAUGAUUUUCCUGUAGUUUUCUAAACAAUGUUAAACUUGUGUUAAAUGUGUUAAAUGAUCUGAAUCAUUGGGAAGGAACGAUGUAAUAAAAGAAAAAGAGGAGGGAACGUA